This is a messenger RNA of Alternaria arbusti, 1929 nucleotides long. RefSeq lists its product as uncharacterized. Gene Ontology annotation, biological process: transmembrane transport. The coding region runs from base 1 to 1929 and encodes 642 amino acids. The transcript has 9 exons. The record is from RefSeq and is a predicted model, not a curated record. NCBI's taxonomy places the organism in Eukaryota, Fungi, Ascomycota, Dothideomycetes, Pleosporales, Pleosporaceae. Gene Ontology annotation, molecular function: myo-inositol:proton symporter activity. Gene Ontology annotation, cellular component: membrane.
AUGGCAGAACCUGAAAAGGAUACCAAGAUUGAUCCAGUGGUAGUGGAUGAACACCACGAGCGCAAGACAUCCAUCUUCGACGAUGAACAGAAGCGCAAAGAGAGCGUCGCUCGCCUAACAGCCAAUCUCGAGGGCGAAAUCCGCAACCCGCUCGUCGACAUCCCACGAGAGCAGCUCUUAGCCAACGUGCACGACUUCGCCACAGAGCACCAACUAACCGACGUCGAGCCUCUCCUCGUCAAAGGCGCCCUCCUCGCCCAGUCGCCCGCACUCUUCGAAGAUCUCGAAGAACUAGACGAGAAUGAUCGUACCGCCAUCCGCGAAGAAAUCACCCACCGUUUCAAACUACCUCGUACACUCUACUUUACCAUUAUCCUCAACUCCGUCGCCGCAGCUAUCCAGGGCUGGGACCAAACGGGCUCCAACGGCGCUAAUCUAACGUUCGGUCAGGCGCUUGGUAUCCCCGAUUCUGGUCCGGUGUGUGAGGCGGCGGGGACUUGCGAGAAGAAUGGGUGGAUUAUUGGGUUUAUUAAUGCUUGUCCUUAUAUUGCUAUUGCAUUGUUCUGUGCUUGGAUCUCUGACCCCGUGAAUGAACUCUGUGGUCGUCGUGGUACCAUCUUCAUCGCUGCCGUCUUCUCACUCUUGGCGCCCUUUGGCAUGGGUCUGAGUCAGACAUGGGGCGAGCUUGCUGUUUGCCGUGUGCUUUUGGGUGUUGGUAUGGGACUUAAGGAAGUAACUGUGCCUGUCUUCUCGGCAGAGAAUGUUCCGGCUAGUAACACUGGGUCAAUUUCAUGGCGUCUACAAUUCGGAUCCGCGUUCAUUCCUGCCGUUCCCCUCGUCAUUGGCAUCUGGUUCGUUCCUGAAAGUCCAAGAUGGCUUAUGAAAAAGCGAAAAUACGCCAAAGCAUACCGGUCCUUUCUUCGUCUACGCAACACCCCUCUUCAAGCAGCACGCGACCUCUACUACACCCAUUGCCUCCUCGAGCAGGAAGAGGUCCUCAUUCGCGAAGCUGGAAUCAACCCCAAGUCCAACUUCUUCACACGCUUCAUUGAGCUGUUCACGAUUCCGCGUGUCCGUCGCGCGACGCAAGCUUCUGGUAUUGUGAUGAUCGGUCAGCAGAUGUGCGGCAUCAACAUCAUCGCGUUCUACAGCUCCACGAUCUUCGCAGAAGGAGGAGCCACAAACAAGGAAGCCCUCAUUGCGUCUUUUGGGUUCGGUCUCGUGAACUUCACGUUCGCUUGGCCGGCAGUCUGGACAAUCGAUACUUUCGGUCGCCGCGGCCUGCUUCUUUCCACGUUUCCCAAUAUGUUCUGGACGCUCCUUGUGGCUGGCAUGUGCUAUUACAUUCCCAAGGACAGCGAUGCACACCUGGGCUUGAUUGCCUUCUUCGUGUACCUUUUUGGCGCCUUCUACUCUCCUGGAAUGGGACCGGUGCCAUUCACGUACUCGGCUGAGGUAUUCCCGCUUUCGCACAGAGAAGUGGGUAUGUCAUGGGCUGUAGCCACGAACAACUUCUGGGCGGCAGUGCUGUCGCUCACACUUCCUCGCAUGCUCAAGGUUAUGAGACCUCAAGGAGUAUUCGGCUUCUACGCUGGUCUCAAUGUUGUCGCCCUAGUUAUGAUCUUCCUCUGGCUACCCGAAACCAAACAGCGAACACUUGAAGAGCUCGACUACAUUUUCGGAGUCCCUACGCGCACCCACAUGAACUACCAGGCUGGCAAGAACCUGCCUUGGUGGUUCAAGACGUACAUACUCCGUCGCAAGGGUCUCUCCAAGCCUCAGCUUUACAAGUUUGGCGACCAGCGUCCACCUGUGAGUGUAACAGCGCAGAUGAGCUAUGCUUGGAACACGUACAUUCUUCGCAAGAAGGGGCUGGCGAAGCCGGAUGCUUAUGUUCGUGCGGCGCCUCGAGGCGAGAAGCAGGUCUAG